This is a messenger RNA of Brienomyrus brachyistius, 1997 nucleotides long. RefSeq lists its product as uncharacterized. The record is from RefSeq and is a predicted model, not a curated record. NCBI's taxonomy places the organism in Eukaryota, Metazoa, Chordata, Actinopteri, Osteoglossiformes, Mormyridae.
ACCACAAUAACAGUUAUGAGAUGAAUGGAUGGAUAAUUGCCGAUAAUAAUUUUAAUUACAUACCAUUCUUCUGUUUUGUUGCUACGUUGUAAAACCUACAUGGUGUUAUAUAAAAAAGUAAACUAUAAAGCUGGCUGUUUGUGUGACAUUUUCAAAAUUCAUAGUCUGCCAGCAGUAGACAUCAGCACAGACUGUGCCUGUUGUUUGGCGAGAAAGAUGAUAAACGCUGUGAAGCCUUAGCUAUCCAUUCUCAAAGCAGCUGACAGGUGAACAUCCCCAAGAGUGGUGCGGAUCUACUGAGACCUUCACAGGGACUAUGAAUAUGUCCAGUAGCCUGGAGCAGAAUGCGCAUCUGCUAGAUGAAGUGAAAGCAGGUGUCCACUGGGGGAACUUCAUCACCACCACUGUCUUCAGCUAUAUGCUGGUGACCAUAGUGCACAGGACGCCUAGGCUGUGGAACAAGCUACAUUACGUCCUGCUGUGCCAGCAUUGCACCUGCAUAUCUGGCUUCAACGCGACAGGAGCACUGCUGCACACGAUGCUGUCACUGCACACGACCAUGCCCCGUAUCGUGUGCUGGCUGCUGUUUGGCUUGCAGGUGGCGCAAGCCUGUGGCCUGAUGCUAACACUCACCCUGAUGGCUCUGAACAUCUGCCUGUGUGUGUGCUGGCCACUGCGUUACCGAGAGAUUGUCCACAUCGUGAAGGACAAGGCCAUAAUGGGUGCUUGGCUGCUGGCCCUGCUCAACCCAGUGGUGUUCACGGGCAUGGUCUGUGCUGAGGCCCGGAACCUCACUGAGCUAGACCCCGCCUGCCGCACACCCAUGGAGGGCUGGGCCUCACUGCUGAGUGCUGCAGUGCUGCUUGGACUGCUCACUUUCCUCAUCAUGCUCAGUUACAUUCUCAUUUAUAAGGAGGGUCGCCGGGCGGGACACUUCUCUAGCGAGCUCCAUGGCCUGCAGAUCAGUCUACACAUCCUGCCCGGCAUGCUUAUCAUUUCCAGACUCAGGCUGGGUCUGUUCGGCGUACUGGUUGUAUUUGUGGUCUUUUCCUUGGCUCAGUCAGUCAGUCCCGUUGUCUACGGUCUGCGAUGCCAGGAGAUCAGGGCCCAGCUUCCGCACUUCUUCCCAUGCUGGACUCAGAGAUGCAGCAACAUGGACAUGAGCAUGGAUUACAAUGGGGACAACAGCAUGGGAAUCAACAUGGGGAACAACAUGGGCAACAACAUGGUUAUCAACAUGGGGAAAAGCAUGGGGAACAAUAUGCAAAUUUGAUGCAAAGGCAUCUCAAAUAACAAACCUUUGGAGCUACUGCAGAAAGUAUUCUACUAAAUUGUCUUGUUUUGAGUAUUUUGUUUUAUUCAAUUUGAUGGUCCACAACUAGGCUUUACUCAGUGAACUCUAAAAUGUCAGUUUUAUAUAUACAGCUCUUUUUACUAUUAGUUAAUUGUUUGUUGUCAUGCGUCUACAUUGUUCUUACUCUUCUCACCCCAAGUACCUUUACUGCCAUAUUGUACUCUAAUGCUGCCCCACUGCAUUAUCCUUGUGCUUGGUAAUGCUCACUUUAUUACUGUACACUCCUUCAUGUAUUACUAUAUUACUGAAUCGUCCUUACAUUAUUACUCUUGUGAUGGUUCCAUUAUUACUGCACUGUCCUUGUGAAGUUCCUUUAUUAUUUUACUGUGCUAAUAUUAGUACUCUUGUAAUGCUUCCUUUAGUACUGCCCUGUCCUCAUAUUAUUACUCUUGUGAUGUCCUUUUAUUUAUUCCUUAUUACUGUAUAGUGCUUAUAGUAUAAAUACUCUUGCUAUGGUUCCUUUAUUAUUGUAGUGCCUCUCUAGUGCUACUCUAAUGCUGUUCUUACUUGAUGCAUGUGUUUUUCCCGCAGUCCUUCCAUGUUUUGCAUCGAGCUUUUCAUUUAAGGUCUAUGGUAGUCUUCAUGUUUUGACUCAGUUCUCAUAUUUAUGGGAAAAAAAGAAUAAUAUUGGGCAAUAAAUGGU